Acanthocheilonema viteae is the source of this 639-nucleotide messenger RNA. The record is from the annotation of a GenBank genome assembly. NCBI's taxonomy places the organism in Eukaryota, Metazoa, Nematoda, Chromadorea, Rhabditida, Onchocercidae.
AUGAUGAAUAAGGAGGAGAAGAAAACGGAAUCAUCAAGUUCAUCUCUAUGCAAAACAAGUGAAAACAGUAGCCAGAAUGAAAGGAAUGAUGUUGAAGAUGAAUCUGAUGAUUCCUCAGAGGGAGCAUCAGAAAGUUUACGAAAUUCUUUGGUCAAUACAAUCGCUACAAUUCAAAAUAAUUUCUUCAAAGAAGGAAAAUCAUUGGAAGCAUGGCAUCAAUUUUUGUUCAAUAAAAUUCUUUACAACAAAGAUUAUAUUCACAUCAAUGAGGCAUUCUGUUUCAUAGAACGCAAAAUAGUAAUUAAAAGAGAACAGUCUUUGACAAUUCACAAGAAUAAAGCACGCAAACAACGUGAACAUUGGCUUAUCUAUUGGAUUGUAUUUGCAUUUUUCAUACUGCAAGAUUACUACACCGAAUGGUUGACGCAGUUCUUCUCGCCAUUUCUUUUACUAAAGAUGCUAUUUUUGAUGCUCUUAGCAUUACCACAGACGGGUGUCGCUGAAUUAUGCUAUUACAACAUUGUAGUUCCUAUGCUUUCCAUUUUGAACGAUACUUUUGUGAAGUAUAAUCGACGGAACAGCGAUGUUGCAAAUCUCACAGCAAAUGCUUCAGAAAUUUCAAAAGAGAACGAUGAAUGA